Messenger RNA from Ochlerotatus camptorhynchus, 931 nucleotides. Its product is annotated as N-acetylneuraminate lyase B-like. The record is from RefSeq and is a predicted model, not a curated record. Gene Ontology annotation, molecular function: N-acetylneuraminate lyase activity. Gene Ontology annotation, biological process: N-acetylneuraminate catabolic process. NCBI's taxonomy places the organism in Eukaryota, Metazoa, Arthropoda, Insecta, Diptera, Culicidae. The transcript is spliced from 4 exons. The coding region runs from base 44 to 895 and encodes 283 amino acids.
AAUUAACACAUCAUCGUAAGUAGCAUUCAUCUUCUGGCUCGCGAUGAAGAAUUUCGCCUACAAGGGCUUGAUGGCCCCAGUAUUUACAGCAUAUCACGAUGAUAAAGACAAAACCGUCAAUUAUGAAAUUAUUGAACCCUACGCAAAGUAUAUGAAGCAGAAGGGCGUCAACGCAGUUCUUGUCAAUGGCACCUCGGGGGAAGGAAUGUUGAUGACUGUCCUGGAAAGAAAACAAGUGACCGAGGCUUGGAAGAAAGCUUGUGAUUUGAACGGAAUUGUGCUGAUGGUGCAGAUAGGAGGUGCACCCUAUCCUGAUGUGGUUGAGUUGGCAAAGCAUGCCGAGAAACUCCAAGUAGAUGGAGUGCUUUGUUUGCCAGAGCUGUACUUCAAACCGAAAACACCCGAAAAACUGACAGAUUAUUUGAAAAACGUUGCCGUUUAUUGUCCAAACAUUCCAUUUUUCUAUUACCACAUACCGAUGUUUACAGACGUUAAUGUACACAUGCCAACGUUCUUGGAUAUGGCCGAAUUAGCGAUUCCAAAUUUUUGCGGCAUCAAGUACACCAGCGGUGAUUUAGAUCAGGGAUCUGGUUGCCUGAAACCAGGAAGAACGAUUUUCUUAGGUGCGGAUACCAUACUUUGCGGUGCGGUGGCCGCUGGAUUCGAUUCCUUCAUUAUGACCACUUUAAACAUUUGUCCAGAAAUUUCCAACGAAAUAAUCGACUGCGUCAAUAGUGGGCAGCUGGAUACCGCACGGGACAAGCAGAAACAGCUGAAUUUUAGAAUUUCGGAUAUUUUGAAACAUGGUGACUGGGUAACAGCAAUGAAGAAAGCUUUUAAUGAAAGUUGUAAUCUGAAUUUGGGAAACACUCGAGCUCCGUUGGCUUUUGAAUAACUAUGAUUAUACACAAUAAACCCCGAAGGACGAUCC